This is a messenger RNA of Fukomys damarensis (Damara mole-rat), 3125 nucleotides long. It is a transcript of the gene Marveld2, whose product is annotated as MARVEL domain containing 2. Gene Ontology annotation, cellular component: cytoplasmic vesicle; bicellular tight junction; apical plasma membrane. Gene Ontology annotation, biological process: bicellular tight junction assembly. The coding region runs from base 325 to 1986 and encodes 553 amino acids. The transcript has 7 exons. NCBI's taxonomy places the organism in Eukaryota, Metazoa, Chordata, Mammalia, Rodentia, Bathyergidae. The record is from RefSeq and is a predicted model, not a curated record.
CGGCCAUGGUACUGUGUUUUAACAAACCGCUUUUCUGUGGCCAUCCCAAAGCAGUUGCUGGAGAUGAACCCAGGGCCUUCACAAUGAGCUACAUCCCCAGCACAUUUUUUAUUUUUACUUUGAAACACUAAGUUGAGUCAUCAGGCCCAGCUGAAAAUACACAUUUAUUAUUUUUAUGUAUCCUAAUAACCAGAAUCAUGUUGGUCUCCUGAAUACUUUUUUGCUACUAAGUAAAUAAAAUCAGCAUCACUGAAAAGAUACAAGUGACCAAAAACAAACAAUAAGAAGUGAUAAUUAAUUUGGGCUACCGGAGUAAAAUCACAGAUGUCUUCAAAUGAUGGAAGAUCCAGGAUUCUGGACGGGGGCUACAGUGAGGUCCCAAGGGACCUGCCGGAUCCCUAUGGCACCCUACAAACCCUCCAUAGUCUUCGCGACAGCGAGCUGGCCCUGAGCACCGAUCCCCUGCCACCACCUCCUCUCCCAUUACAGCCACCCUUCGGCCCAGCCCUCUUCUCAGGUGACAAAGAGCCAGUCGUGGCCCCGGAUCUCAAGCCGGUGCGGCGCUUCAUCCCCGACUCCUGGAAGAACUUCUUCCGAGGGAAGAGAGCGGCCCCGAGCUGGGCCCAGGCCGGGUCUGACGUGGGGUACCUGUCGGACGGCGGGUACAUCUCAGAAGGCGUGGAGUGCUCGCCCCCUUCCUCCCCGGCACCAACCCGCCACCGCUCGCCCCCUGAGUCCUUCGGGGACCCCCGAGGGGCCGGGGCCCCGAUGUCCGUCCACGACCCCUGGGCGUCGCUGGGCCGUGGCACUGGGACGGGGCUGACCUACAGCGAGAAGGUGGAGCAGUACCAGCUGCGCUACUCCUACAUGAAGUCCUGGGCCGGCCUGCUGCGCCUCCUCGGGGUGGUGCAGCUGCUGCUGGGCGCCGGCGUCUUCGCCUGCGUCACCGCCUACAUCCACAAGGACAGCGAGUGGUACAACAUGUUCGGCUACUCGCAGCCCUAUGCCAUGGGGGGGCUGGGGGGGCUGGGCAGCGCCUACGGGGGCUACUACUACGGCGGCCCCAAGACCCCCUUCGUUCUGGUGGUGGCCGGCCUGGCCUGGAUCGCCACCAUUAUCAUCCUGGUGCUCGGCAUGUCCAUGUACUACCGCACCAUCCUGCUGGACUCGGACUGGUGGCCCCUCACUGAGUUCGGCAUCAACGUGGUCCUGUUCAUCUUGUACAUGGCCUCGGCCAUCGUCUAUGUGAACGACACCAACCGAGGAGGUCUCUGCUCAUACCCGGUGUUUAACACGCCCAUGAAUGUGGGCUUCUGCCGUGUGGAAGGGGGCCAGAUCGCAGCCAUGAUCUUCCUGUUCGUCAACAUGAUCGUUUAUCUCAUCAGCGCGCUCGUCUGCCUGAAGCUCUGGCGGCACGAGGCCGCGCGCAGGCACCGCGAGUUUGUGGAGCAGCAGGAGAUCCAUGAAUCAUCAUUGCCUUCGAAAAGGAAAAUGUGUGAAAUGGUCACCAGUGACAGACAGAGAGACCUAGAAGUUAAUUUCAAAGAAUUGAGAACAACGAAAACAAAGCCAGAACUACUGAGUAGCCCUAUUCCCCCAGGCCACAUCCCGAAACCCAUUGUGAUGCCUGACUAUGUGGCAAAAUACCCUAUGAUUCAGACAGACGAUGAACGAGAGCGCUACAAAGCCGUGUUCCAGGACCAGUUUUCAGAGUACAAGGAGCUGUCUGCGGAAGUUCAGGCUGUCCUCAGGAAGCUGGACGAACUGGAUGCCGUGAUGAGUAGGUUGCCACACCACUCCGAAAACCGACAGGAACAUGAGAGAAUUUCCAGAAUCCAUGAAGAGUUUAAGAAGAAGAAGAAUGAUUCUUCAUUUCUGGAAAAAAAAGAACGCUGCGAUUACCUCAAGAGUAAACUUUCUCACAUAAAGCAACGAAUUCAAGACUAUGACAAAAUAAUGAAUUGGGAUGUACAAGGUUAUUCUUAAGCCUUACUUGGAACUUUUUUUUUUUUGUACCAAGGAUCAAACUUGGGACUGUAAGCUUGCAAGGCUGCAGCAGCACCACUGAGCUAAGUCCCCAGCCCACUUGAAACUACUUUUUUAUAGUCAACCUACUAUUUAUUUACUGCCUUUUUUAUGCCAGACUCUGGUAGAGAAUCAAAUUGUCUUGAAUCAGCUCCUAGUUGCUUAGCCAAUAGAUGGUGAUGAUCAGUGUGAUUUUGCACAAACGUUUCAAAGCAAACCAGACCUGCUGAGGGCUUUCACUGAGAAUGGGAAAAAUCCUGGAUUCAUCUGCGCACUUUCCUGUUUGUCUAUCUUGUUAAAAAUACAUUGUUGGCUUUGCAAGCACAAGGUCCUGAGUUUGAUCCCCAGUACCAAAAAAAAAAAAAAAAAAAUUUGUCUACUGGACGUGGUACCAUGGUGGGAAGCUGAGACAGGAGGAUCACUACAAGUCCAAGGCCAAUGAGGGCUACAUAGUGAGUUCAAGGCAGCCUGAAGUACAUAUUUUGACCCUGAAACCCCCCUAAAAACAAACCAAAGAAUGCAGUGUUGUUGUAGAGAUUAUAACCUCAGGGUGUGCUGAGCAAGGGGGCUACCAGUUCUGGUACUGCUUUUUCUUUCCUCAGGCAGGUUCCUGGAAUUUUUCUAGGUCAAAUAUCUUCCCAAAAGAAAUUCUUAAGGAAAAUCAUUCCUUUUCUCAAAUCCAGGAUCAACAAUUGUCAGGCUUUGUGAACUUGGGCAAGUUGCUGAACCUCUCUGUGCCUGUUUCUUGUAGGAAAUGCGAGGAAGGUCAUACCUGGUACUUCUGAGAUGGUUAUGAGGGUUGAAUGCACUUGUGUUUGCACAGCAUUGAGGACAGGGCCUGGUUGUGUCUGUGGAUCUCUGGAAAGGUCUGGGACGUGGAUAAACUCCCUAGGAAAGGCCCAAAAUGAGCAAGCCCAGCCUGCUAAGCACAAGGCCCUGUGUGUCACAGCGGUCUUUUUGUGUUGGCAACUCCACAUGUAGCCUUAGGCUAAUGCUUCGCCAUGGCUCUGUGGCUCUUUGGGCUCUACCAUAGCCUCUGUGUCUUUUUUUUUUUGGUACUGGGGAUUGAACUCUGGCCAUUGUGCUUGCGAGGCAGGCAG